Messenger RNA from Phaedon cochleariae (mustard beetle), 984 nucleotides. The record is from the annotation of a GenBank genome assembly. NCBI's taxonomy places the organism in Eukaryota, Metazoa, Arthropoda, Insecta, Coleoptera, Chrysomelidae.
AUGAGCAAUCCAGCAGAUCACCCGGGUGAACAGAGAACACCCACUGUCGUUCCUGCUCAAACUUAUGAUCCUUCUGUAGAUGCCGAAGCCAUCAAGGUUGCCAUGGAAAGUUGGCUGAUUAACGAUGUCGCUAUCACCAGAGUCCUUUCCUUGAGGUCCAGGGAACAAAGAUUUCAUGUUGCAGUACAGUUCAGAACUCUUUAUGGAAAGGAUAUGGUCGAACGUUUCCAAAAAAAGUUGCACGGCAAUUUCAAAAAAUCCGUUUUGGCCAUGAUGACACCUCUACCAGAUUUCUAUGCUAAGGAAUUGCGUAAUGCCGUUACAGGAGUCAGUACGGACGAAGAUACCCUCUUAGAAGUCCUAUGCACCAAGUCGAACCAGGAAAUCUUGGCUAUACGACAGGCAUAUCACGCGCUUUUUUACAGUAACCUGGAGAAUGACAUCAAAGGUGACACCAGUGGUGUUUUCAAACGGCUCAUGGUCUCUCUUUGCAGAGCUUGCAGAGACGAAGAUUCGCCCGCCAAUCAGGAAGAAGCUAUUGGGGACGCGCAGACGCUCUUUGAUGCCGGAGAGGAGCGCAUAGGCACAGACGAAUCCACCUUCAUCAGGAUUCUCACCCAUCGCAGCUUUGCACAGGUGCAGUUGAUCUUGAGGGAGUAUGAACGUAUAUCAGGACACGACAUCGAGCAGGCCAUCAAGAAUGAGUUUUCUGGGGAUUCCCAGCGAGGAUUCUUGGCGCUUGUGCAAUCCAUAAAGAAUCAGCCGCUGUUUUUCGCCAAGAUGUUGAAUAAGAGCAUGAGAGGACUGGGAACAGAUAACAGACAGUUGAUAAGGUUGAUGACGACUAGAUGUGAGAUUGAUUUGGGAGAUAUCGCAAGGGAGUAUGAAGCGGAAUAUGGCGAGCCUCUGUUAGAUGCAAUCGCAAGGAAUUGUUCAGGAGAUUAUAGAAGGUGCAUGGAAGCUCUCAUUCGAGGUCCUUAUUAG